AUGGAAGUGGAGUAUCCUUCAUUCAUAUCACAGCUGUUUGUUGUUGAGAACGACAUUUCGAAACGACAGAAUUUGGAGGAGAGAUUGAAAGGAAAGGAGUAUGCGAAAAAAUUUUACAAAGGGGUUGAGUCAAAUGUGUCGUUUAUUUCCACAAACGAGAGAUCAAAGAAGAUCUUCCGCCUUCUCUUCCCAUAUUUUCUUCAAAGUUCGUCGAUUGAAAUUAUAGUGAUAAUCUUCCCGUUUCUAGAUAUUGAAAUUAUUCCACUUGACCACAUUCAGAAAGUGGCUCGUCUGUUUAUAGACGACUAUAAAAUUAAUCAACCGCUCUUAAUGAAUGUUGUUUUAACAAUAUUACAGAAAAGGACCGACUGUGAUGACUAUUAUACCACUCGUAUAUGUAAGAACACUAUUAAUAUUGACUUUUUGAAUUCAGUGCGUCAAAUAGUGAAAUCCAAGUUGAGUCAAUCACUGAUCGACGUGACUAUUAGAGGUAUAACCGUCCUCAAAAAUUCACAACCGGGACUGGAAUACCAAUUAUUGAUGUUUCACAAUGACUUCCAACACACCAUCGAACAUAUUCAAACGGCAUUUAACAUUCCAAUUAAAUCACAGAUAUUGGACAUGAAUGAGACGGACUGUGAACUCUUUGAAAACAAAAUAUAUCACUCAAAGACGGGAGAAGCGGCACGAGUCACAUUUUGUAGAAUAGAGGGAGAUAGAAUAUACACCCUGAUCCAUUAUAAGGAAGCAUUUGUAUCCCCACAUAAAACGGAUUUUGACUGCGAGUUUGUAUUCAACUGCACCCCAACUUCUAUUGCCAUUGUCGACAUCAACACUAUAGAAUAUGUCGAUGAACCUAAAGUAGGGCGAUCCUUACAGAAUUUACUGAUAAAGUUGUACACCCCACCGAAACUUGCACGAUCGACGAAUAAAUGCACUUGUGUCAUUCGAGCGACUUCAACACUUCUUGGGAAGUGCAAUGCUAUCAUCGUCAAUUUCUACUCGAAAACAAACAAUAAAAUGUUCAAGACGAAAAGAAAGACCACGAACAUCCCCGUGUCAUACAUACAAUACUUCCCUUCAUAUGCCAAUUCGAUUAGUCUCACACAAAACUUAUAUGACUACGACUUCUUGAAUUUGGUCACUGAAGUUAUGGCAAACAAAAUUGACUCGUUUUUCAAUGCAAACGAAGUCUGGAAGUCAACACUCUUCACACGAGCUGUCCAUUUCUGUCAUAUCCCAUUGUGCUCGUUAGCGGCUCCACUGAUGAGAAUAUUUACUACAGACAUCAACUUUAAGUCCAUUCAACAAAGUAGUCCACUUAAUUUACAAAAGGAAGUCGAAGGGAUAAUACCUUUCAUCAUUGAUACUGCAAAAAACUCAAAGCUACGGAAUUACAGAGAACUCAGUGUAAAAACACCGACGCGAACACUCCAUUUGGCGUUCCAUGAACUGCCAUUUACUCCACGUGAAAGCUGUGAAUUAAUGUAUUAUAGAGAUGAAGGAAUGGGGUUGCCAGAUCCGGCUGUUCUUCAAAUGAUACGAGAGAAUGAAAAUUACCAACAAGAGAUACACUACACACUCCAAGACUUGCUCCAAGGAAGGUUUUGGGUGCCAACGGAACGAAAGAGGAAGAUCACUCCGAACACUGAAACGUAUAAAAUGCAUAAGCCACUCUAUUUGAAUGCAACGACUGUCCAGGCUCUCACAAAAUUGGGAUUGAAAGAAGAAUCGAUUGCAAGCAUCAUCAUCGAUUUGAAUGCCGCAAUGGAUUCCUAUGAAAGUGCGCGUAUGGUCGCAUACCAUUUCCUUCCCGUUGAAGAGAAAUUUGCGAGUAAAUUUGUCGAAGUGACAAAGAAGUUUUAUGAAGACAACAAAGAAGAUGACUUGCGAGUUAUAGAUGCAACUGUCAUUAAUAAAGUCUCCGCAAUGCUCUUUGCACGAAUGAAGAGAGGCCUCUUACCUCUCGUCCAUGGAGGCACUUUCACAUUUGAGAAAGACACGACCAAAAUACUCGAUAAGGGUGAAAUUGGACUUAUCACUGACUCUUUUCUUGUGGAACAAGCCGACGAAGUUCUUCUCACGUCGCCGUUCUUAGAAAAGGAUGUGAUCAGGAAAUUUAGAAAUGUCCGUGACGUCCGUGUUGUGAGUGCGCGGAAUGUGGUAUUCUACAGCGUUGAAGACGAAGACUACUUUACUGCAAUCAAUAAAUUUGACCCCAUUUGUAAUGUGAUCUGGGACAAAACUAUAUUAAACGACGUUGGAGAUACUGUUCAAUGGAAAUUCCCAUUAGACCAAGAUUUGAAUCCAUUUGAAGGAACAAAUUAUGAAAGUUUUAUGAGCCAAUAUAUCAGAAUUUUAUCCGAGAGGUGUGAGUGUCGGAACAAAGCAUGUAUUAUGUCAGACAUUUUAGACCAAUCCAGAGAGAAAGAAGACACUAAGUGUUACAUCCCUCAAACCACGUAUGAAGCUAAUUUUAGAACAUAUUUUCCUCCAAAAAUUGACGUUCUUUUAACUACUGAAAUGAAAGUCUUUUUGUUCUUGUUAGAUGGCUUUGGCAAUUACAGAACACACUUCAACUUCUCUCAGAUAUCGUCGUGCUGGACACUUCAGAUCGUUGGUAAUUUCGACGACCCAUUUGUUGGGUUCCAAAUGCAAGAGUUCUUGACAACUGUCGACUCAUUCAAAGUCCUCGACCCAUUCAAAAAUCAAAACAACGCACUUUUCUAUGGAAUGGUGUACCUCCUCACUCAAACAACAGACGUCCGAGUCUUUGCACUCACUUGUGUAUUAUCGAAAUUGUUACAGUCUAAGUAA
Messenger RNA from Entamoeba invadens IP1, 2817 nucleotides. RefSeq lists its product as hypothetical. The coding region runs from base 1 to 2817 and encodes 938 amino acids. Lineage: Eukaryota; Evosea; Mastigamoebida; Endamoebidae. The record is from RefSeq and is a predicted model, not a curated record. The transcript is spliced from 2 exons.